Mya arenaria is the source of this 2581-nucleotide messenger RNA. RefSeq names its product tolloid-like protein 2. Lineage: Eukaryota; Metazoa; Mollusca; Bivalvia; Myida; Myidae. The transcript has 4 exons. The coding region runs from base 57 to 908 and encodes 283 amino acids. The record is from RefSeq and is a predicted model, not a curated record.
UCAGAAGUGUGUAUUGGAGAAACACCAUAUGCUAAUAAUUAGUUUUAUUGCGAACAAUGCGUACAAACGUCUAUUUUAUUUUUGAAAUAGUGUUUUUCUUUAGAAAUGUUAGUGGGAUUUGUAACAAAGUAGGGCCUACAAAACCGCGCUCUGGAAAUAAAGACGUGUGUCUACGUGGGUUUGAGUAUUUUACUUUCAAAUCACCUAAGCUAGAAAUAUGCGAAGUUCAAUGUCUGAGCAACAAAUUAUGCAAGUCGGUAAACUUUCACGAGACAAAGAAAAUAUGUGCGCUAAACAACGAAUCGGAGCGUACAGUUGGUCGGCACAACUUCCAAAUAUGUCCAGGUGCAAUCAAUGUCGACGUAAUGGAGAUGGAAGGAAUGCAGGGGUACUUGGGCAAGUGUAUGAAUCAUAACUGCCCCACAGAGACCGUUUGUGUGCCGGCACAAAGUGGAACCAAGACACGAUACUCCUGUCUAAAACAAGAUAGUUGCAAAAAUGCCAAGUUCUGCCCUGUACCAUCUGAUGCAGAUAUGUAUUUACAACCAAGUAACAUAGUAGAACCGAUUUGCAAUGGUAUAACAAUUAUCGAUGGUGGUCCAGUAACGCUGAAGUCACCGGAUAAAGAUGGCGAUGGUUACUAUGACAACUUGGUCGAUUGCGUGUGGAAGUCCGAGGUCUCUUCUGGCCAUAUCAAGAUCACAACGCAAGCUUUUAAAUUAGAAUGGAAAAUCGACUGUGGUUACGAUUGGCUUACGAUACGUGAUAACGGGACCGAACAUGGACCCUUCUGUGGAACUACGAUAAUGUCAGAGCUCACCAGUAUUUCCUUGGAUUUGGAAGUGGUCUUCCGCACAGACAUCAAUUCUGUAAGCACAGGGUUUUCAUUUACUGUUGAAAAUGUUUAGAUAUAUGAUACUUUAAUGGACAAUUGCCUUACUGACUUACUGGCAGAAGUGCAUAUUUUAUCUAACUUUCUCUACAUCUGGCGGCUGUUCAAGUAUGACGUCGGUUAUUUAUAUGUUCCUUUGGAUUCCUUAUACAUCUUCAUUCGGAACACCUCGCUCGGCCAUCUCCAUCAUACGACGAGCCCAGGAUGUAUGCCGGUGCACAAGUAGAAGUAGUUUAUAUAACUCUUAAUAAUUAUAUUAUUAAUUUAUAGUAGUGUUUUAUUUACUUUGUUCAAAAUGAUUACCAGUGAAGUGUACUAUUGCAUACCACAUUUAGAUCUAUAAGAGUAAAGUCCAAAGGCUUAAUUGCUAAAUUGAAAUUACUAUGCGAUGUACUUGCAGCGAAGUUAAAUGUAAAUAAUUCUGACAAACCGUCCAAAACAUCACAGGUGUUUUUCGAAGAAAAUGACAGAGGUCCGUCUAUUGAUUUAUCACUAAGCUAUAAUUAUCACCGUCAUGAUAAAUCGAUAAAUCUAGUAACCGCAAAAUAUAUAAAAUUGUAGAAUGGGCUUUUUUGGAACGCGUUUAAUUUAUAAUUUAAAAGGCAAAUUACGCUAUAAAUAUAUGAUCACAGAAAGUAUAGUUUGUAUUCAUAAUUUCAUUGUAAAGCUCGAUUGAGGUGAGCGAGACAAAGUUGUCACAAUGGCGGUUCCUUGUAUGUGUGUUCUUUCGUCCGGACUAAACUUUGUCCAGGCUGAAUGUUGCCCACGCGUUAUGGAAUUUUUAAAACAAACUUGCCAUGAACGUUUACUAUGGUGAGGUGUGUCGCUGACAAGACCCUAGUCUGAUUUCAAAGAUCAAUGACGAAAUCAAGGUCAAAUGUUGAAAUUAUCCUUGCCCGCACUGUAUUUUGGCCAUACAUUAUAUAUUAUUUCAAAACACUUGCCAUGGUGGAUCCCCAUGAUGAGGUGUUUUGUCGCGCACUGGUCUUAAUGUCAAGGUUAAAUGUUGAAAUGUUCCUUGUGCGGGCUGCAUCGUGACCAUGCAUUAAAGGAUUUGCAAAACUCUUCCAUACAUAGCCACAAGGAAGAGCACUAUAUCUAUGUCAAAGGCUCCUUCAACGGGCUCGACAUGUUACCAUUAAGUAUGUGGUUGUAGCCAUUACUUACAUUGAUACCAAGUGUAAAUGUUCUUUGCUGUUGAUCUUAGACAAAUAAGUAAACAAAUUGCCAAUGAAAUACACUAUAACUCACUAUUCAAUAGUGUUUAUGUCUGCUUUAUGUAAUGUUAUUUAUACUGAGCUUUGUUACAUUUACUCACUUUACAUAGAGUUAAAUCAUAGUUAUAAACAGGGUCGCCUUUUUAUUACUACAUACAUGUUUUGAUAUAUUAUUUCGUUUCGUUAAAACACCUGCUUUUAACGUAAACAGUUUUAAAACCACAAUUAUGUCAAUAGAGAAUUUCUGAGACAAGCCCGUUUUUGUAUAUAAAUAUACGAACGUAAAGAUAUAUAUAUAUAUAUACUAAGGGCAUAAAGGUGACCGUAUAUAUUUUACAGCAUUAAGGGGACAAUUUGUUUAUAUUUUAUCUGAUACUUUAUAUUGCUUUUUUGUUAAUAAUCUAGUACUGAAAUGAUCAUUAAUUAUGUGUACAAGCUUUAGGCUUUUAAAAUUAAUAAACAUACAAUAUAC